CAGAGAUUCUAUAUGAUUGACGAGUCAGAAAUGCCUGGGAAAGGUGGCGAUUGUGUCACAAGUUUGGUGCACCACUAUUUUUCUCACUUUGGCGCUGGAGUAAAACACGCAGAGAUUCACUUUGACAAUGCUGUUGGGCAGAAUAAAAACAACACCAUUCUGGGCUAUUGCAUGUGGAGAGUGUUGACAGGUCUGCAUGAGUCUGUUUCCUUGAGUAUGAUGCUACCGGGACAUACCAAAUUCACGCCAGAUUGGCACUUUGGUGUGUGGAAAAUAAAAUGGCGCCAAUCAGAUGCUGAAUGUAUGGAGGACAUUGCUUACACAGUUAAAGCAUCUUCUAGGUCCGGGCAUAACAUUCCGCAACGCGUAAAUGAUCCAUCUAGACCGGUGGUGUUUUUGAACUGGAAGACAUUCUUAGAAAACUAUUUCAAACUUUUAAAAAACAUCACAAAAUACUACCACUUUCGUUGCACUGCGGAUGAGCCAGGGGUUCUCAUUUGUCGAGAGUUCUGUGACUCGGAGGAAGUUAGAUUUAAUCUUCUAAAGGCAAGACCCGAGGCAGGCUGCCUUCCAACAGUUAAGGUUAUCCCCCCUCUAGAUCAUCUGAGGCAGUGGUAUCUUUACGAGAAAAUUGCACCGGUUUUUAUCAAUGAAGUUGCCAGAGACAUUGUGUGUCCCAAACCAUCUAUUCCAAAGUAAAAAAUGUGAGAGCUUGUUAUCCUAUUAACAAUUGUUCAUUUUCUCAAAUUGUUGUUCUUGCAUUAUACUUAUGAUAAACUGUUUUCUGAUUAGUAUUCAUGACUAUGACAUUUACAUGGUAUUAUUUGUAUGACAAUUAGCUGAAUAUCUUAUUAAUAGUGUGUUUCUUUUAUUGAAAGUGACAUAGCAAUCAAUAAUCAAAAAUAGUUUAUGGGCAUAUAUAACCUGAACUGAGAUUUAUAAUUAAUUAACAAAUCAAUCAUAGUGAUUUCACUAUAAAAUAUUCUGUACAGUAUGAUUAUUACAUUGUAUAAUAUGACUGGCAUGUGUUCAAAGAUAACUUAAACUGUUGUAGUUUGUAUUGACAUCAAAAUGUGUGAUGUAAACAUAUGUGUUCAUAUUAUGUAUCUAUUAUAUUUUACAAGUAAACGAACAUAUUUUGUUGUGUAAAGUUUAAUCUAUGGUGACGUUUACCAUUGAAUAUUGAUGUGCUUAUUGCUGUAAUUUUCUUUUAUUUGAAAAUCAUGUUUUUGGACCUCUAUAUAUGAAAUGGGUUGAUAUUAUUUUCUAUCUACACUUAUGGUCAAUUUCAUUGUUGAUAACAGGUACAAAUGAAAUUGAUAAUUUACUGUUUCCAUAGCAACUGUUAACUUAAUUUUAAAAAAUCUAAUUAAUUGUGUAUCAAUCUUUGAAUAAAAUACAAUUGCUAAAUAAACCAUGUAUGGCAGUAUAGAUGCUUAACAAAAAUUCAAAAUGUCAGGUUUUUUUUCAUUUUAGUUUCAAGUUCGUUGCUAUACAAUAUGUUCAAUUUAUGAAUACACCCCUAUUUUCAGAAAAUGUUCAUACAUUGAUUUUACUAUAAACAUGUUGGUAAUGUUUAAUAUCUGUCCAGAAGAUAUUUUGUUGAUGUGUUGUUAUUCUGUGUCUUAAAUUCUUUAAAAUGACAAUACAUUUGAAAAAAGAA
Dreissena polymorpha is the source of this 1663-nucleotide messenger RNA. RefSeq lists its product as uncharacterized. The coding region runs from base 13 to 699 and encodes 228 amino acids. The record is from RefSeq and is a predicted model, not a curated record. The transcript has 3 exons. NCBI's taxonomy places the organism in Eukaryota, Metazoa, Mollusca, Bivalvia, Myida, Dreissenidae.